This is a messenger RNA of Williopsis jadinii, 2380 nucleotides long. It is a transcript of the gene AVT3, whose product is annotated as Avt3p. NCBI's taxonomy places the organism in Eukaryota, Fungi, Ascomycota, Saccharomycetes, Phaffomycetales, Wickerhamomycetaceae. Gene Ontology annotation, molecular function: amino acid transmembrane transporter activity. The coding region runs from base 221 to 2329 and encodes 702 amino acids. The transcript has a single exon. The record is from RefSeq and is a predicted model, not a curated record. Gene Ontology annotation, biological process: amino acid transmembrane transport.
CCAGGCCUCGAGACAAUUUCUCCUGUGUAAGAUUUUCUAGGCUGGGGCUCCUUUUAUCCUUUUACCUCUGGCUAGAGCUGGUUUACUUAGUUGUUUCUCAGUUAAAACGUUGGCUGAGCUUUGAAUCCUUGCUUUACUCGCCGGCCUGUUCUCCUUGAGCGUGUUCACAUAGUUUGGUGCUGAGAAUACUCCUGCUACACUGCACAAAUAAGCCACAGUUAUGCCGUCUUCAGAAAAUUCGUAUGGAUCAAGACACAACAGGUUCCACUCACUAUCGCACUCCAUGAAGGAAGACAUGGAUGAGAGCUUCCGUAUUGGGGAUUUCUCCUCGAAGCACUUCACUAGGAAGGCCUCUGUUGCCACAGCGGCAACGCAGGACGGCGCCGAGGCAGGCAACUUCAACGCUGAUUCUGGCGAGGUUGAGAGGAUAGAAGGUGGGUUCGAGGGGAAGCUGUCGUCGAGCUCCAUACCCGAGCACAGAGAAAGAGGAGCGUCUACAAGUGCGCUAUCCCACGUGUUGGCAAGUGUCAGAGAGGAUUCACCGCUAAUGAAUCAGGCUAAAGUGCCCUCUCGGCCAGAUUCUAGGAUGUCGCUACACACAGAUGAGAUUUCCCCUAAGGUUUCAGCUACUUCAAACACACAUGGUAAUCCUCAGGUCGAUAUCAAGAAUCCAGAUAAGGCCACGGUAGAUGUCAUUGGUCGUCAUCUGGUUACAGAUACUGGCUCGGUUGCUCCAUCUGACGAGUUUGAUUCUUUGCAGCUCCAAGGUGGUGAUAUCAGCAGGGAUCUCUACAACUGGCGUCGGUCCCACUCACCAACAGUAUCGCAGAGAAGAAGAUCUCACUCGUUCAGUGCAUCGAUCAACAGUAAUAACCUGGAUCCGGACUUCAACGUGCAUGAUAUCAGAGUCCCUGGUGGGUUCAGAAGAAGUUUCCUCCUUCAAAAGGCUUCCAGACACAAUCUCGUUGGCGAUGGGCCAGAUAUCAAACAGCCAACUUUCUUUACCAGAAACUUCAUCGAGUUUCUAACUCUUUAUGGGCAUUUUGCAGGUGAAGAGUUGAGCGAUGAAGAAGAUGAAAAUGAAGAUGAAGAAGAGGAGGAGGAAUCGGUUGAUGAGGAGAGUCUACUGUUGGCAAGUGUCCCACGUAGAAAACAUGAAGAAACACACAAGGCUACAACCACGAAGGCUGUGAUGCUGCUAUUGAAAGCGUUCAUUGGAACAGGUGUGCUCUUCUUACCAAGAGGUUUCAAGAAUGCAGGAUGGUUGUUCUCUUCUAUAGCACUUUUAUUCUUCUCGAUAUUAUCAUAUUGGUGUUUUAUGCUACUUAUCAAUACGAAAACGAAUCUGGGUUUAAAUAGUUAUGGUGAUAUUGGAGGUGCAGUAUUUGGUGAAAAGAUGAGAAUAUCCAUCCUCACAUCAAUUGUGCUUUCACAAAUAGGAUUUGCAGCAGCGUAUAUCGUAUUCACUGCUACAAAUCUGCAGGCAUUUGUUGCUUCUAUGUUUGAUAGAGAAUACUCUAUUGAAACAUACAUCUUUGUUCAAUUGAUUGUCUUCAUUCCAUUAUCAUUGACAAGAAAAAUUGCAAAAUUAUCAGGAACUGCGCUGGUUGCCGAUUUAUUCAUCCUGCUAGGAUUGAUCUACGUCUACUACUACUGUUCUUUCGUUUCAAUAACCAAAGGAAUUGCUGCCGUAAAGAGCUUUAACAAUGACUGGACUGUGUUUAUUGGAACUGCAAUCUUCACAUAUGAAGGUAUUGGUCUUUUGAUUCCAAUUGAAGAAUCUAUGAAGAAACCUUCACAGUUCCCAAUGAUCCUUGGGUGGGUUCUGGCCAGUGUCACGGUUGUUUUCAUCUCUGCCGGUCUUGUGGGAUAUUUGGCCUUUGGUGAGGAAACUGACACAGUGAUACUGUUGAAUUUCCCUUCGGAUAGUGUAUACGUCUCUGUUGUUCAGUUCUUGUACGCCAUGGCUAUACUCCUCUCGACGCCAUUACAACUCUUUCCGGCUAUCAGAAUUUUGGAGAAUGGUAUAUUUAAAAGAUCUGGAAAGCAUAAUACGAAGGUGAAGUGGAGAAAGAAUUACUUUAGAACUUUCUUAGUUCUAUUUACCGCACUUUCUGGAUGGCUUGGAGCAUCAAACCUGGACAAGUUCGUUUCAGUUAUUGGAAGUGUGGCAUGUAUUCCGUUGAUUUACAUAUACCCACCCAUGAUUCAUCUCAAGUUAAAGACCACAACUCCUAUGGGAAAGAGGUUAGACCUAACCAUUGUAAUCUUUGGUGUUAUUAUGCUAGUCUACACUUCUUUCCAAACAGUGGUCUCUUGGAACGACUAGUUAGUUUAUUAUUACAUCUCAUUAUAGAGUCUUUUCCUUUGGUUACCAAGC